UCGUGCACUCUUCUGAGCGACAUUACACUUUGAGCUGCUCUCACUCUGGUGGGACUCGUGUCAAUUACACCAGAUGUGAACCACCUGCUCCGCCUGCCGAGUCUCAGCGAACAAAGAUGGAGACUUACACUUCAACUUCUGUCUGGGUGACAUUUAUUUCUUUACCUCUGCUUCUUUUGAAAUGCAACGCCCACGCUGCUUCAGAACAAUCUCAAGCAACAGCCUAUUACACCAUGAGUAAUAAUAACACGCUGCUCUGCCUCGAUGGGUUCAUGUCUGUUUACAUAUCAAAGGGGCAAUUCGCUGAUCUUCCUCACGCCAUUUACGUCAGAGAUGAACACAGUGGAUAUUACCAAGCCAUCGCAAUAACAAAACAGUGCCACUACUUCCUGGGUGAAAGUGACACCUUCAUGAUCUUUACAGUUGGUUCCCAUGGCUGUUUUGUGAAAAGACAAAAAUACAUCACUAGUCUGACGGUUGUUAUCAUGGCACUUGAAGAUAGAGGAAGAUUUGGGAUUGUUGAGUCAAUACCUCUCAGGUGCGAAUGGGGAAUUAAAGAGGCAAACAAAGAGCGUGAUCCACCAGUGCAGGGACAGCUGUUCUGCAGCAAGGAUGGGUUUAACUUCACCAUCACCCAGAAUGCCACAGUCCCACCUCUGAACCUAAAUGCACUCUGGAUCCCCUCCGGUCAAAGCCACAUCUGUGAACCCAGAAAAAGAUCCAGAGAUGCUGUGACUUUCCACUUUCCAUUCACUGAUUGCGGCGCUCAGUCGACGGUGGAAGAAGGAGUUAUAACUUACUGGGUCAACAUGGAGGCGAAACAGCGUCCACAGAGAGGCCCUAUAUUUCGUGACACUCCUUUCAAUCUCACUGUGAGUUGUAGCUUUGCGCUGGUCAAAAUGACACAAGCAAGGAUCAAAGUUCAAGGAGUACAAUCUGAGUACUCAUCAACUUUGAGAAACACAGGGAUACUCAGGACUGAAAUGAGAUUUGCCAAAGAUCCUUCUUACAGCUCUUUCUACUCCCCUCGAGACCCUCCGGCAGUGAUUGAGCUCGGCCGGCCUGUGUACGUGGAGGUUUCUCUUCUGAAACAUAAGGACAAGGACCUGGUGCUGCUGCUGGACGACUGCUGGGCCACACCAACGGAAAACCUGCAUGACCCGCAACGCUGGAACCUGCUUGUCAACGGGUGUCCUUUCAAUGGUGAUAGUCACAGAACCGUUGUGUUGCCAGUCGUCCCCAGUAAGACACUGACGUAUCCCUCACUUCACAAAUGGUUUGUGGUCAGAAUGUUCUCAUUUGUGAAGCCCCCAACAUCUGAAAACCAGGUAUAUUUCCACUGCUAUAUAGAGAUCUGUAAAAGACCAGGCUGCUUACAGUCCUGCAGCAAUGAAACGCGUAAACUAAGAAGAAUCACACCAGAGCGAGGACAGAGGAUUCUUCACAGUCUGGUCUCCGGUGGACCUCUUCUUUAUUGACUUUAAAUAUCCAGAAGAAAAAAAUCUGAAGUCAUAUUUGGAGGCCCCAAGAUGUAAAACAGACAUGUCCUUGAUUUGUUA
Molecule: messenger RNA, 1559 nt
Organism: Paralichthys olivaceus (Japanese flounder)
Lineage: Eukaryota; Metazoa; Chordata; Actinopteri; Pleuronectiformes; Paralichthyidae
Product: zona pellucida sperm-binding protein 4-like
Biological process (GO): prevention of polyspermy; binding of sperm to zona pellucida
Cellular component (GO): egg coat
Molecular function (GO): structural constituent of egg coat; acrosin binding
Source: RefSeq, a predicted model, not a curated record